Messenger RNA from Ichthyophthirius multifiliis, 1500 nucleotides. RefSeq names its product sel1 domain protein. The transcript has 2 exons. Lineage: Eukaryota; Ciliophora; Oligohymenophorea; Hymenostomatida. Gene Ontology annotation, molecular function: protein binding. The record is from RefSeq and is a predicted model, not a curated record.
AUGAUUCAUUGUUUAAAAUUAUAAAAUUAAACUUUACCUUUGGAAAAUAUGCUAGAGAAUGUUUUGUAUUAAAAAUUGUAUUUUUUAAGUGAAAAUAAUUCUUUUUAUUAAUAAUAUUAAAACCAUUCUGUAAAUAAUAUUUAGAAUAAUGAUAAUAAUGAUCAAUUAACUAUCUAUUUGAAAAAUACAAGAGAAAAACUUGAUAAAGUUAUCGGUUUUAGCAGUAAUUUUUUAAGUAAAUAUGAAAAAAAUUAAUGCCCAUCUUGUGUUGAUGCUUUAACUAUAGCAGCAGUUGCUACUUAGGGUUUUUUUCAGAGUUCUAUAGAAGAUUUAGACGAGGAAAAUGAAGAAAAUUCAAAUUUAAGUGAAGUUUUUGUAUGGAAAAAUACAGAUAUUAAUUACGAAGACCUUUUAGCUUAAAAUUAAAUUACACCAGAAAACUAAAUUGAGGAUAUAAUGAGAAUGAGGGCAAAUAACGGCGAUAUUUAAUAAUAAUUAUAAUUAGGAGGUGAUUACUAUAUAGGAAAUAUCUAAAAUAACAUCCAAUAAAAUCAUUAAUAAGCUUUUAAUUACUUCCAAAUGGCAGCUUAACAAAGUAAUCCUUAAGCAUUAUAUUAUGUAGGACUUAUGUAUGCAAAUGGGUAAGGAGUACCUUAAGAUGGAUUAAUAGCAAAAUAUUAUUUUGAAAAAGCUUUAAAUUUAGGUGAAAAAAAUGCUAACGGAGGUCUAGGAUAUUUAUAUAGUUAAGGUAUUGGUGUUUCUAAAAAUUUAACUCUUGCUGCUAAUUAUUUUCAGAAAUGUUCUGAUGAUGGAAAUGUGGAAUCUACCGUUAAUUUAGCUUUAUUAUAUUUAUAAGGAUUUGAUAAUGUUCCUAAAAAUAUUCCAAAAGCCAAUCAUUUAAUGAAAAAAGUAGUAAAAUAAAGUACUAGAGCUUAAAUUUACUUAGCCUCAGUUUACAUUUAAAAAAAUAUGAUAUUGGACUUUCUUGUGAGUAUUUAUUAAGUUUAUUAAGUGAUAAAAAAUCUAAUUAGAGCAAAUUAAAUGUAUAUAAAGAAAAAGCUAUUAAGAGGUUCUAGUAACAAAGAUAUGAAGAUUCUCUUAUUUAUUCUUUGUUUUCUGCUUUUAUAGGACUACAUAAGGCAAAUUAUGAUGCAGGAGUUCUUUUCUAAAAAUAUUCACACGAAAUGAAGCAUUUUAAGUGUGUUUUUAAUGAUAGUAAAUUGUGUUCAAUGCUCUUUUUAUAUAAAGAUGGACUUUUAAGUAGUAAAGGGAAAAGCUUUGUGGAUGUAGGUAAUUUUAUGUAUGAAGGAUCAGUUUCAUUUUAGAAUAGUUUUGAGUAUGCAUACUAUUUUUAUAAUAUAAGUAAUUUGAAUCCUAAAAGUAUGUAUUAAAUUAGUUUGAUGUAUGAAAAUGGAUAGUUUUUACAAUAAAAUAUCAGUUAAGCUGUUUAGAUAAAUAGUUAUAUGAUUAAUAAAAUUUUUAAUUAAGAAUUAGAGUAUA